Molecule: messenger RNA, 2930 nt
Organism: Colossoma macropomum (tambaqui)
Lineage: Eukaryota; Metazoa; Chordata; Actinopteri; Characiformes; Serrasalmidae
Product: zinc finger protein 84-like
Exons: 2
Coding region: 495-1862 (455 amino acids)
Cellular component (GO): nucleus
Molecular function (GO): DNA binding
Source: RefSeq, a predicted model, not a curated record
AAUGUCCUCACAGGAACCGCUGCCGCGUAUGAUAUAUACAUCGCAAAACGUGCACAGCGCCCUGCAAGAAUAAGUUGAACGUACCGACCGACUGGGGAUGUUUUACUAAAUUCUGGUCGAAACGUUCGUUCUGGAGACACGAUAUGGUUUUGCUGUCACUCAAAGAAGCUUACAGGAAAUAUAAGAACUGAUACCGGCUUUGUGUAUCUGCCCGACCUCCAAACGCCUCGUUAAUGCGUUUGCCGCUGUUAGUUAACCCAGCUGUGGCUAACCGUUAAGUCGCGAACUUGCUAACGGUAUUAUCGCUUUAAAACAGUGUUUCGCGCGAAAAUUUCCUGCAAGUAUUUUGCGAUCAAACAAAUCCCCAGUUCACGUUAGAAGAGAGUGUUCAGUCAAACUGUGAAAUGUUUAUAUGUCUGAGACGUUAGCUUAAUUGCUAACGUAGGUUAUCUGCCUGUUUUUUGCAAAGACCGGUAUUGAAAUAACGCCAAAGUAUGGUAACUCUGCAACAUCACGUGUCGAGUAUUCUGGACAAAUCAGCCAGAGCCGCGGCCGAGGAGAUCAUCAAACUUUUCGACAGCAGUUUCGAAGCUUUCAGUGAAGAGCUUCAUAAAAGACAGGAGGAAAUCGACACCCUUAGAAGGAAGCUCGAAGUGGCUGAGACCGAACUUAACCAUGAAGACAGAUCUGGACCAGCUUACUUAUGCGCACAGUGUGGGGUCAGCCUGAACACUAUGAUCCCACUUGAGGAGAAUCACAAAGCUCCUGACUCUGACAGCAAUCUGCCGCAGGAUUUAGAAGCAGAUCUGAAUGACCAAACGAUGGAUCAUGCACCCAUUGAGGAGAUUGAAGCUGAGGAUUGCAUUGAGUUUGAACUGCCCCCUGAGGAGGAUGACAGUUAUUCACAGCUAAUCCAGAAGGAUGAGAGCACACGCCACACAGAGACAACACACCAGGAAGGACCUGCACGCAAGGAGGAGAGUGCCCCACAUGAGAUGACUCAGAAAAGAGGCAGAGGACGACCUAGAAAACAGCUAGUUGCUCCUGAUUGCAAGGUUUCAAAAAGGGGGAGAGGAAGACCCAGGAAAGCAGAGGUGUCAGUUAGCUUAAAAAGUUCCAAAAUAUUCUCAGCUCAAGAACAACCGAAGAAAGCACAAAUAAAAAAGGAAAGCGCAAAUAAGCUGCAGGCAACACAGCUCAGUCACAAUCAGACCUCAUUAAAUCACAAAGUGUCUACGGCUGAAUCGCAGAGUACAUCAACAAUUGGAUUACAGACAAAUAAGAGAGGAAGGCCUAGAAAAAUUCUAGACCCAUUGCUUAUACCUUUUGGGGAGGCCAAGUCCAUUUUAAAUGGCCAAGAAAAUCAUGUACAUGGACCAGAACCAUUGAAAAACAAACUUCAAGAUGAGUUUUUAUCCAAGACAGAAGAACAUCUACCACUAAAAACCAGUCAGAAGGACCAGGCUGACAAAAGACUACAACAAAAACCAAGAAGCUGGAUAGUUUGCCCCAAGUGUCCGAGGCAAUUUCCUAGCAAGACAAAACUGCAGGCCCACGCGAAAUUUCAUCUCAAGAAAGGUGAAAUAAAGUGCAAGGUUUGCGGAAUGACAUUUAUAGGGCAAAGUCAAAUGAAUAAUCAUGAGAGAGUGCACACUGGUGAGAAGCCGUAUAGCUGUAGCUUCUGCCCUAGACGUUUCCCCAAUUUGUCUCAAUAUAAAAAACACAUGCUGAAUCAUGCCGCCCCCGAUUAUGCCUGUGAGGUGUGUGGACUGAGAUCCUCACAGGUGUGUAAGGACACAUUCCGGAAAGCACACCUGCGCAGUAAGGCUCCCUGUUCAAACUGCGCAUCGAUUUAUACUUGAGUCUGACAUUUGUUUUUAUGGUCCUGCUGUUUGACACUUGGAUACCGUUCAGGAGGGUUGGGGUGGCAGUAAAUUUGUCACUGCUGCCCUGACUUUUGGUAUACAAAGUCUUCAAAGUAGUUCAGCUUCAUUUGUUUGGACAGAUAAUCAGUUGCUUUUUUGGAGGUAUAGUUUUCAGUGAUGUCUUUUGUUUUGAUUUCCAGUGGAAAAUGUUUUUGCAUCAAUCAAAGAAUUUGUAUAGCUUGCUCCGGAAAAAUUAUUAGCUUUUAGUUGUACUUCAGACCUUUAUUUGAAGGGACUUAAAUGUAACUGUGUUGGUAUUCAGUUGCACUUACCAAAUAUGACGUUAUUGCUUUGGGUAAAAGGGCCCAUAUUGUGGAAAACUGUAUCACUUAAAGAAUUUGAUGUAUCAUGUAAACAUGAACGUUAAAGAAGUACCAUUUUCCCUGCAGUCCAUAUAUGGGAACUAAAACCCUAUUCAGGCUGGAUAAGUUUUAUCUAGGGAGAUACUGUAAUAUGAUGACAGAUCCAUAAUUUUAAUCCAGAACGAAUCUACCAUGUCCAUAGUCUGCUACGUAAUAAUUCCAGAGCAAAUUAUUUCCUAUAAUUUGUUACACUCUGAGCUCUUUCAGCAAUAGCAGUCCUGUUUGAAUCAAUGAUAAUGUAAUGACAAUUCCUGGUAAGAGACAUCAGUAUCUCUGCUUUUUGGAGACUGCGAGCAAGGCUAACUGCUAAAAUUUAGUUUUUGACACACUUCUUAUAUCCCUAAGUUCAAAAUGGGACUACUGUAAUCUAAAACAUUCUUGUUGAUGUUCUAAUCAGAAGGCAAAGGAAAAUUAAAUAUUUGAAGGUAGAGUGAUUUCUCUUAUGUUGGGCAGCGUUUGUUAAGUAAAAUGACCUCACUACUAGUCUAACGCUCUUCUGUCUAUUAUUAACUUGAAGUUAAUGUUUAUAGUAUGUUUGGAUCCAUUUAAUUCUAGACUUAAUGCUGAAGUGAACGUCCAGCGAACAUUUUGAACUGGGCUUUUUAAAGUAGUUCGGGGAAAUUACACAGAUACUUCAUCCCAU